This is a messenger RNA of Xenopus laevis (African clawed frog), 1789 nucleotides long. RefSeq names its product transcriptional activator protein Pur-alpha. The record is from RefSeq and is a predicted model, not a curated record. Bases 44 to 931 code for a protein of 295 amino acids. The transcript has a single exon. NCBI's taxonomy places the organism in Eukaryota, Metazoa, Chordata, Amphibia, Anura, Pipidae.
CCCUUCAGCGCUCGGUGCAGAUCUCGCGAGAGCGCCUCUGUGGAUGUCUGUGGGAGUAGUAGGCAGAAGGGAAGAAGGCAGAGCCUGUAUCAUGGCGGAUAGAGACAGUGGAAGCGAGCAAGGCGGAGCGGCAAUGAGUUCCGGUGGUAGCUCUCUACACCCGGCGUCAGGAGCAGGCGCCUCAGUCCUUCAGCACGAAACGCAAGAACUGGCCUCCAAGCGCGUAGACAUCCAGAACAAGCGCUUCUAUCUGGACGUAAAGCAGAACGCUAAGGGCCGCUUCCUGAAGAUAGCGGAGGUCGGGGCCGGCGGCAACAAGAGUCGCCUGACGCUGUCCAUGUCCGUGGCCGUGGAAUUCCGCGACUACCUGGGAGAUUUCAUCGAGCAUUACGCCCAGUUGGGACCCAGCAACCCGGACGUGGCGCAGGACGAGCCCAGACGGGCGCUAAAGAGCGAGUUCUUGGUCCGAGAGAACCGAAAAUACUACAUGGACCUCAAAGAGAAUCAGAGAGGCCGAUUCCUGAGGAUUCGCCAGACCGUCAACCGCGGGCCCGGUUUGGGUUCGACCCAGGGUCAAACCAUCGCUCUCCCGGCGCAAGGACUGAUCGAGUUCCGCGAUGCUUUGGCCAAGCUCAUCGACGACUACGGGGUGGAGGAGGAACCGGCGGAAUUACCCGAGGGCACUUCAUUGACUGUGGACAACAAGCGGUUUUUUUUUGACGUGGGCUCGAACAAGUACGGGGUGUUUAUGAGGGUGAGCGAAGUGAAGCCCACCUACCGCAACUCUAUCACCGUCCCCUUCAAAGUCUGGGGCAAAUUCGGCCACACGUUCUGCAAAUACGCCGAGGAGAUGAAGAAGAUCCAGGAGAAGCAGCGGGAGAAGCGAGCCUCGGAGCAACCACAGCACGAGGACGAGGGGGAGGACGAUUGAUAACUGUUUCCCUUCCUUUAUGAACUAGCAACAAGAGAGAGAAAACAAAAAAAAUAUAUAUAAUAUAACUGUUUAACUCAGAGGCCACCAAUCCUCCACACAAAAAAACUGACAGUUUGUGACUUGUCACAUCCCCCCUCCCCCCCAUCGCUGGAUGUUGUCCACUUACCCACCAUAGAAACAGUAAGCAGCUGCUAAACCAUACAAAACAGAGAAACAAACCAGUAAUAACAAUAUAUAUAUAUAUAGAGAGAGAGAGAGAGGAGAACUGUGUUUCCUACUUGAUUAAAAUAUAAAAAAAAACUGAGUGUUUAUUUCCCUAAUUAACCCAGAACUUUUGUACACCUGCUAUUAUUAUUAAAAAAAAAAGAAGAAAAAAAAAAAGUGUUUGCCAUGGUCAGAUGAUAUAAUUGCCGAAGUAUAUUAAAAAAAAAAAGGGGGUCCUUUAAACGUGAACUUAGCACAAAGAGAUAUUUUAGAGAAACGUGUAUUUUUAGUUUGAUUUUUUUUUUUUGUUACGAAAAGUUUUAAGAACCUUACUCGGGGGGGGGGGAGAGGACUGUUCGAAAUUGACGCCUCUAUAUACACCGGUGUUUUAGAAGGACGUGUACAUAAUUUGCGAGGGCUAGGCAUGCCGUUAUGUCUGAGCUUUUGUCUAAAUGUUAUGCCGAGGUUUGUAGAGUUCAACGGUACGUAGGUUUAAAUUCAUGCAAGGUAAAAAAAAAAAACAAAUACAACUGCUCUUUUUUUUUUUUUUUUUACAAAAAAUGCAUUGCAUCUGGACCUAAAAAAAAAGUACAAACGGUCAGUGAAACUUAUGUGAACAUGAAUCAACUUAUUAAAAAAAAAUUCAAACGA